This is a messenger RNA of Sporothrix brasiliensis 5110, 1038 nucleotides long. RefSeq lists its product as uncharacterized. The record is from RefSeq and is a predicted model, not a curated record. The transcript is spliced from 2 exons. The coding region runs from base 1 to 1038 and encodes 345 amino acids. Gene Ontology annotation, molecular function: hydrolase activity. Lineage: Eukaryota; Fungi; Ascomycota; Sordariomycetes; Ophiostomatales; Ophiostomataceae.
AUGAGCUCGUCGCUGCUCGUGCGCCUCGGGCUGCGGCAGAGCAGCCCCUGGGAGCCGCCCACGCUGCUCGACCGCCUGCUCGCCUCGCCCAUCCGCGCGGCCGCGCACUACCUCUACGCCUGGAUCGUCGGCGUGCGCGGCUGGGCCACGCGGCGGCACUUUCUGGACGCGGCCGAGGCCCGGGCCACGCCGACCAUCCGCGUCGUGUGCAUCUCGGACACGCACGACCAGAUUGUCCCGGACAUUCCGGACGGCGACCUGCUGAUCCACGCGGGCGACCUGACGGACCACGGGCGGCCGGCCGACCUCCAGGCACAGCUGGACUGGCUGGCGUCGCUGCCGCACCCGCACAAGGUGGUGGUGUGCGGCAACCACGACAGCUGGUUUGACCCGGCCGCGCGGGUGGCCAAGGGCAUGGCGGCCGACGCGCCGGGGCCCCGGUUUGCCGACAACAUGCACUACCUGCAGCACGAGGCGCGCACGCUCCAUUUUGCCAACGGGCGGUCCCUCAAGGUGUACGGCGCCGCCGACAUCCCGCGGUGCGGGCCGGACUCGUUCAGCUACCAGUACGACCGCAGCACGCCGCCCUGGCAGGGGCUGAUUCCGCCCGACGUCGACAUUCUCGUCACCCAUCCGCCUCCGCGCCACCAUCUCGACCUGGGCCUGGGCUGUGCCGGCCUGCUGGCCGAAGUCUGGCGCGUUCGUCCGCCGCUGCACGUCUUUGGACACGUGCACUGGGGCGCAGGCCGCCAGCUCGUGUUCUGGGACGAGACGCAGCGGGCGUACGAAGUGCUGACCGAGGACGGCAACGAGCUCGGGCAGCCGUUCCGGGAGGAAAGCCUGGGCAGCCGCCUGGGCUACCUCGGCCGGCUCGUGGCGGCGGCCACGAUGGCGACGGUGCUGCUGCCCGUGUGGCUGUUUGCGCCCGACAUCCUGGCGGCCGAGGGCCGGGGCGCGAGCUCGAUCCUCGUGAACGCGGGCCAAAUGUACGGCAACUCGGGCCGCCUGGGCAACAGCGUGCAGGUUGUCGACAUGUAA